Molecule: messenger RNA, 1036 nt
Organism: Juglans regia (Persian walnut)
Lineage: Eukaryota; Viridiplantae; Streptophyta; Magnoliopsida; Fagales; Juglandaceae
Exons: 1
Coding region: 327-770 (147 amino acids)
Source: RefSeq, a predicted model, not a curated record
AUGUGGCUUAUAAGACCCCACACGGAAACUAUGCUAGCCCUAGGAUUUGGAAAACCCGAUCGAUUUACUCCACCUAAGGUUGGGCCAGGAUUCCUGCAUGUUUUCUCUUGGAAAGUAGGGCCGUGCAACCGGCCAUGACCAAACUGGGAAUUACAUGUAUUAACAGCACGUAGGACGAAGUAGAGGAAAAAACAAAAGAUGCUUGGUAUACAAGGUCCACAUUCACCCAAGGACAAAAUGGCAUGGACAUAGCUAGCCAAACGUAGGGGAUAAUAAAACAGAAUAGUCUUGGUGGCUUCGCGUUAGUCAAAACGAUUUCACAUUCAAUGGAACACCCAGAUAUGAAGCAAAGCACCAAAAGCACCAAACAAACAGAGCUAGAGCUAGGUAUGAAUAAGGAGGAAGUAGAAGCGAUGACACGAAGAUGGAUGGUUUCCUGCAGCGGGCGGCUCUGUGUCUCGCCUGCCAUGGCUCCUGCUGCAGGCAAUUCGGAGUCGGAAGAUGGGCUUCUCUUUUUGCGUGACAGGCACUUUGGGCUACAUGGAGAGAUCAUGAUGUUUGCGCUUGUCGCUUUCUUCUCUCUUUUUAUCCUAUUCCUCGUCAUGCUGCCUUAUCUCAAGCGCCUUAGCAAUCAUGAAUCGGAGUAUUCAGGCUCUGUGGCACCGCAAAACUGUGCCUUUCCGUGGCUGAGGAAGAGGAGGAUGGAGGAUGUCACACCAGAAGUAUCACUGCAGGGCGAGAAUGAAUUUAGCAGGAAAUUCCCCCUGUAAGUGCUUUGGUUACUUUGAAAGAACUUAAUUUCCAUAGAAAAAAGCAAUAGUUCCUUGUAUUGAACAGCUAGCUAGGUGUCAUAACUAUGCCUGAGGCCGGUUAGUUCCUAGUGUUUCAUAAUCCAUGACUGGCACUGCUAUUUAUCUGGUUUCGCUGCGAGCAAAGCCAUAGUAUUCGUAACAUAUAUCACUAACCUGUGGUUGUGAGACUCCAAUCUCGAUCUACGAUCGAUAUCGCGUGUAAUCUUAUUUGUGUUCUCUCAUGA